Thrips palmi is the source of this 999-nucleotide messenger RNA. Its product is annotated as chromatin accessibility complex protein 1-like. Gene Ontology annotation, molecular function: protein heterodimerization activity. The coding region runs from base 322 to 825 and encodes 167 amino acids. The record is from RefSeq and is a predicted model, not a curated record. The transcript has 3 exons. Gene Ontology annotation, cellular component: CHRAC; nucleus. Lineage: Eukaryota; Metazoa; Arthropoda; Insecta; Thysanoptera; Thripidae.
UGGCGGGAAGAUCUAUCGCGAGUUAGAGAAUGAUCUGCCGCGAGUUAGAGAAAGAUCUGUCGCGAGUUAGAGAAAGAUCUGCCGCGAGUUAGAGAAAGAUCUGUCACGAGUUAGAGAAAGAUCUGUCACGAGUUAGAAAAAGAUCUGUCGCGAGCCCGUUAGGUUAGGUUAGGAUAGGUUGGACCGUUUAGUUUCGACACCCCGGGUCCCCUCCGGAUGGCCGUAGGGUAGGAGCCCCUCCCCUCCAGCGCCCCCACCCCUCGGCUCCUAUUUCUUUCAGGUGGCCGACCGCUCAGUUUACUGUCAACAGUUAACAGUGUUAUGUCCGGCAAAAUGAAAGAACUUCAACUACCCAUCUCUAGAGUUAAAACUAUAAUGAAAAGCUCACCAGAUGUCGACUCAGUUCCCCAGGAUUCCCUUGCCGUUGUUACGAAAGCUACCGAGCUGUUCAUUCAGAACUUAGCCAGAGAAGCACUCAAGAAUGGGGAUACAUCAAAAGUGGACUAUUCUGAUGUUGCCAAGGUUGUGCAGUCCAAAGGAAACUUAUUUUUCCUAAGAGAAAUCAUCCCUAAAAAAAUAACUGUGAGGGAAUAUAAAGAGAUAAUGAAGAAAGAAGGAAUUACUGACAUUAUAUCAAGUUCUGAAUCAAGUGAUGAUGAAGAAGACGAUGAAGAAGGUGGUGAGGAAGAAGAAGAGGAAAUAGAGGAUGAUGAUAAUGAUAAUGAAGGGGUUGAAGAUGAAGAAGAUGAGGAUGAAGAGGAGGUGGAUGAAGAGGAAGAUGAAGAAGAGGAGGAAGAUGAGGAUGAGGAUGAUGCUCAGCGGUGACACCUAUGAAAUCACUUAAUGUAUAUUCUAAUACUCACCUAAUUUAUUUUUUUCAUAAAUUUAUUCAUUAGCACCUUUGUGAUGGUAUACAUGCCCAGUUGUAAAAAAUAAACUACAAGGAUUAUUAUGAUGUUUAUUUACAAAGAAUAAAAAAAUACAAUGUGCAAGCAUGCU